GUGUAUUUUAUUUUAGUCAGUGCAAACUCUGCGGCGCACUCAGUAAGUGAUCCCAGGCAGCCGUGGGUUGUCAGUUUGAAUCCCGCCCACCCUGCUACGAGUCAGCCAACCAGACAGCGUGCUGCAAAGCUAAACUACAAGUCGGCUGUAGAUACAUCUCAGUGCCUUGCGGUAGAUGAAACCUGCGAGCUUGCAUAUACAUACACUUCAGCUGCAGCCCCCGAGCCUUUAUAUUCCCAAGAUGUGAUCGUGUUCUCAGCGGAUGAGUCAAGGGACUUAGACUGAGAGGAACUAGGCAGGGACAUCUCACACUGAGAACCAUGGGACUCCUUGUCCGUUUAUGCUUCGGCUCUACUCUAUCUACAGCUGAGCUUGUGUUAUCGAGCACACAGGACUGUGUACUAAGGGAUUGAUCCAUGCACUAUGGCACAAGACAUUAUCGUCAACGACUCCGUGCCGUCACAGUUUGAAAUAGCCAUCGAAUCGCCGGUUAAUUCUGACGGCUACAAUGUGACCGUCACGACAGCACUGUCAACCGUGUCCACGUCGUGUGGCAAUGGCUUGUCGGGCAACAAUGUCAACAUCCUGCAGAUUGACCCGGACACGGAGGGCUACACGCCUGUCGUCGUGUCGCUGUCGUUCCUAGUGGCUCUGUUGAGUUUCGGCACAGUGCUAAGCAACGCGUUGGUCAUUCAUGUCAUACGGGCCGACCGCACGCUUCACACGGUCAGUAACUGUUUUGCCAUGAGCUUAGCCACGGCGGAUCUCCUGGUAGGCUUGCUGGUAGUACCCUUCUACGCGCUCGAUGUCCACGUAUCAGAGCAGUGGCAUGAACACAUCCCAGCACACAGUGUCUGGGUGACAUUGGACUUUCUCAUGACCUCUUCAAGCAUUCUCAAUCUCGUCUUGCUCAACUUGGAUCGCUUCUGGUCAAUUACAUCACCCAUGAAGUACAUGCGACAACGGACUAAGAGACGAGCCCUGAUCCUUAUUGCUCUGGUUUGGGGCUUAGCCCUUGCUCUCACCAUCGUACCUGCUGCCAUCUGGCCCUACGCCUUUAAAGGUGUCUUUGUACCAACCAAGACUCGUUUCGUGUGUUUCGGCUCCAGUGCGUGGCUGAUGGUUGCUAGUGCAGUUUUCAUAUACUUCAUUCCCCUCACGCUUCUAUGUGCAAUUUAUUCGCGUAUAUUCAGGGCGAUACACCGCCGGCACAAAAUGGAUCUGGGCCGGUCCAGCAUCGCCAGUAACAUGUCCAAUCGGUUGGGAGGGUCCAAGCGAGGGAGUGAUAUGAACCAACAGGGUUUCAUCAGCGAGCAGGAGUUACAGCGGCUGAGAAACAUCUACGAGAAAACGAUAUGCAGGGAGCGUGGGGAGAGACAUCUGACCGCCAUGGUGAGGAAGAAGAAAGGAUACUGCCCAGGCACACACCUGAAACGCUACGAGAGUAUUGAUGAGGAAAAGGAAGGAGUGAACGAAUCUUGCGAGAACGAUCCCUUCAGUUCAGAGACUAAUGAAGAACAAGACACGUUCAGCAGUAGUCGAUCCCAUCACCAAACUAAGGUAGGCGUGAACAACAUGGUCAACAAGUUGCACGUGCAUGCACGAUCCGUGGACGACAUCUUUAAAGGCAGGAUCACUAAAAAUCCUGCGAAUGCCUUGGAGGCGCUCGGUGUCAUGCCGACGAUUAAGGUGCCGCGGAUUCUGGCUGGGAUCGAGGCCAGCAUGGACGUGAUUCGUGAACGGGAUGGAAGCUGGUGUAGCUCCAAGUCCAACAAAUCGAUAGCGAGUGAAGACAGGAAAGGCACAGACAACGGGUCAUCACAUCACUCCCAGGAAAUGGCAGGUACCAUCUCACCCAGGAGAAAGAACAGUUCUCCCACUAUAGGUCUGAUGAGCUCCUCACCGAAGGAGCGGAGUCCUACGGGAUCUAACCAUCUCAGUAUCGGCACCGUUCCCGAGACUAUCAACACCAAUUUCCUACAGGUUCUCUCACCUGAUGUACCGCUUGACAUCCAGAAGAGAUGGAGCUCACCGCCUAUAUGCGUGGACGAACCAGGCUCAGAACCCGACGACACCGACCAGACUCCGGAGGAUGCCAUGGCAGCCGAGGAAAACGACGACGACGACGAUGAUGUGGACCCGUUACCGGACAUGGCGACAGCUGUCAAAAGGAAGAGAGCGGACUCUGGGGAGGGCGCCCUCGCGCGGCUACGGGCCAACUCCAGCGAGAUGAUUCGCCGAGCCUCACCGCGCCUGGCGCGCAAGGAGGAAGGCGGAGACACGGAGAGUUUGCUCAACGUUCAGAGGAAAUCCUCCGGUGGUACCGGCUCCUUCUACCGGGACAGCUUCCAGAGUAACCGCCUGAUGACUCAGAGACGUCAGAACACGCGGGCUUCGUACUCCUUAGACCUGAUCACUGGACCACGUAGCGACAGUGGUUAUGCCAGCGACUGUGGCUUUCGUCGACCAGGCAGCUUGGGCGUGACUGCCACCAAGAAGGAACGCAGGGCGUCUCUUUCUUUCCCCAUCGACAGCGCCACCAUGGGGGCACUAACGUCCAGGGUCCGGACCUCCGUAAGUAACUCUUUCAGCGCCAUCAGUGGGCGUGGCAACAAAGCACUGACGUUGCUCAAGAAGCAAGACAAGGCAGCCAAACAGCUCGGCUUCAUCCUCGCCUGUCUCCUUGCUUGCUGGACACCUUACUUCCUCCAGGUUCUCAUCUAUGCUUUCUGUCCGAAGUGUGGUGACGUCACAGCCAUGACAAUUGCUGUGUUUCUUGGUUACACCCAUUCAUUAUGUAACCCUAUCCUCUUCGCAUUGUUCAAUCCCAGGUUUCAGCGCGCCUGUAAGCGAACUCUAUUCCCGUGUCGUAAUAGGGAGGAGACCCCCCGGGGUUGCCCGGUUGUUCCACCAUCUAUGAUUUAAAAAAAUUAGAAAAGUACUAAAGGCCAGUUACAUAACAUUCACAAUUUUCAUCCAUAGUCAAUCUCACCAACUCCUCAAAAUUUCACGUUAUCUUGAUGUAAGGAGAGCAGUGGUAAAAAGCUAUCCGCCAUGAUUAAAUUCUGAACAAAACGAAACUUCUUCAUCACAAAUUUCAAUCCCUAACGAUCCUUUUGCGAAGCACAGAUUGAAGAAUGAAAUUAUCAACAAUGAAGAAUUCCCCUCACUGCAUCCACCGAAACAAUGUAAGAAAUUGAGCAGAAUUUAACAGCAAAUUUUUAAAACAUUUUUAGUUGUGUAAAAAUGUUGAUGAUGGUAGUGCUGAUUUUAAAAUUCCAAUUGCAAAAUUUUUCUAGAUUCACUGACAGAACACUGAAUAAUUUCUCAGUUUUUCCAAGGGUUGAAAACCCUCUUGACUUGCAUUUUGUAUCAAUGUGGUCAGUUGCUUUUUGCUUCAAAGAGCCAUUUGAAAAUAACACACUUAAUGGAUAAACUGAAUGGCGUUUUAAUUUGCGAUGUUGUUCCACCAAUUGUCUACUUCUUUUUGAAUAAGUAGAUAAGUGCUGAUGUUUUAAGAUUGAUUUGUAACUACACAUUUCAACAGUCAUUUAUGUUGUAAAAUGUUCUCAAACAGAAAUACUACACAAUUGCCAUGCACUUAAAUCAUAAACCUAGUGGAAAACAUCUGGUUUGAAUUACCUUACUGGGUUCAAGCAAUGGUCUUGCGAGGAGCUACUUAACUCAGUGUUAGCUUGUGUGACGAAAAAGAUAAUUUUAAACCGUUUACUCCUUCCAUAAUAUGUAAAUGUUGGAUUUGUAUCCUUUUUUUUGUUUUCCUAAGGACCAAGAUUUUUUUUCAGAAUUUUGCUCCGUCUGUGGGGGCAAUUCUGAUUGGCAUGUUUGUAACAUGGAACAAUUUCUGGAAUUUCGUAGCACAUUACACAGUCGUAAAUUUUUGUACUCCGAGGACGCAUUGGUAAUGUAGUGAUGAGUAGAAAGUUCGAGGAAUUUAUAAACAUUCGCACAUUAUGAGAACAUGCAGCGCAUGGUUAAUGGCAAACUGAAGCACGUUAUGUAUUCAUAAUUAUAGUCUUCCUUUGUAGUGAAAGUAGUCUUUUUGUAUCUUGUUCGAAAAUCGAAUUUUUAAAAAAAUCUAGACUUAAUUUCUGGUGAAAUAGGGAUGGACAGACGGACGUUUGACUUGACCAAUUGAUGACCAUGCAGACGACCUGACUACCAAACCAGCCACGACUAUUUUUCGGUAAAUCUGAAUUAUUUUUAAUCUCUGAUGAUUAUUGUUUAAUUCUCCGACGAUUGACAAAGAAUUUAGACAUGCUUUGCUCAACCAUACCUUAUAGACAACGUUUGCUUCUGUGAUACAUGAAUGAAAGGAUUUUCUUUGACGAAACAAGGACAGACGCACAAACGAACAGACCAACUAACGGACUCUGCAAAAGACUGGUACAAAAAUAGGAAAUUUACGGAACAAUGAUACAUCUUGACGAUAGUCACAAAAACAGACAAAAACAAGUACGGACGGACAGCCCUGUACGGACAGCCCUACACAUACAAAUAAUAUACAGACAUGACGAAAAGAUUAAAUUAUCAUACGUCUAUAUCCACUCGUAUUUGACUGUUCAAUUGGGGCAUAGUUUUAUAUCAAACAAAACUGAAAAUGUAACUUGAAGCCUAAGGUUGAAGUUGUGAAAAGAUGUUUUGUGCUAGUCAUUCAAGGCUCGUGUGCACGAUGAUGAUAGCGAUGCAUUGUUCAGAGACGGGACUUCUAUUUUAAGUCGGAGCUUUUGUUUUCUCGACGAACGCUUUAUAAAGUCAAUUGAUAAAGGAGUACUGAUGAAAGUGUAUUAUUCACAAGACGUGAGUCAUAAAUCUGAUGUAUCAUGUUUCAUUUUAUUCACAGCCUGAGGGCACAAUGUGCACACAUUACACACUGAGUGGCAAAAGUGCAGGGAACUGGACGUGUAUAGCACAUCACGACUUAAAAAUGUAAUACUGACUUUUUGUACCGAAAUUCUACUGAGAAUUAUUCAUCACGACUCGCCCUGUAGCCUCGCUUACGGGCGUCAUAAUUUUGUCGCAAAUUGCCAGGCGUGCAAUUAUUGCUCACAGAAUUGCAAAAACAGAUUUGCGGCUGGAGAGCAAGGCCAAUGCAUAAUGACAUACCUUGCAGUAUUGAUGUACUUAUAAGGUAAUCAUUGUUACUUGAUGUAAUUUAAUGUGUAAUUUAAUAAAUAUUUAUAAAAACGGCAAAGCAGUAUUAUAAUAAUUUUCAUAAGCAACCAAAGAUGCAGAAUGAUGAAGUUACGGUGAUGAAUGUUAUAACUGUUUUUCUCUUGAAAUCUUUCUUAAGACCUGAAAGUUUUGUUUUGUUGUGGACUUAAGAUCAAUUCGAUGUUCAAUGUAAUCUCGAGUAAAAAGUCUCGCUUGGAAAAAAAAUACCAAGAAAACUAGUCGAUAGACUGACUGCUAACGAUAUUUUCCCCAAAACAACGAGUAAUAUUUGAACAAAAGAUAAAGGUUCACUGUCUUUGGAAUAAUUAUGGAAAGUAACGACAAGGUUGCUUUUGCACUUAAAAUUCUUGCAAUUUGCCCAAUUUUAGAAGAGAAUUUUAGCGAUUUGGUGCACUAAGAAAAAUUGUAUUGAAACUUGAGAAAGUCUUAAGAAAUCCACGGUGAUCGUCAAACAAAACUAAUAAAUAAUUUCUAAAGUACUUGAAGUAAUUUGAGACGCUUCUAUCCCUUUUUUGUUGUCUUUGACUGAAUGUGAGAAUUAAGUUCAUUUGUUGUUUUGUUGACGAUUAUACUUGUCAUCUAAGUAAUUUUUUUUGUUCGUGCAAUUAUCACUUCAACGUAGUACUGUAUUCCCUGUCAGAAAUUGUUUGUUUUUCUUUUUGAAGGGGGGGGGGGGGAAUUAUGCAGGACUGUUUCCUCAAAAAAAAAAAUCCUACAAGACACGCGUUGCAAAGCAAUGCUAUAUUUAGUCCAAGCUACACACACUAUAGAGCAAGGCAGAAAAUGAAAUCUUGGAAGUAUAAAGGUUCGGUGCAAUGCACUUUCCGGAUUGAGAUGGGGGAAAAAACUGUCAUGGUUAUUUUAUUGCGUUUGCAGGUGUUGUCAGAUGUUACUUUAACUUAAGUCCUUUGUUUUGAUGUGUGUAAUUUGUGUAAGAUGAUUAAGCUACGAUUUCACUGACAUGUUUAAUACAAAUAAUUUAUGACAUAACUAAUUCAUUUGAUUUUAUGCACCAUCUCUACCUCUGUGUAUUUUGUUCGAAUUUCUUCGUUUAUUAGGUUAAUAAAGUAACAUAUUUUGGUUGUUUUCAAAUCACAUGUGAGGUCCGUUACUUACAGACAUCGGACGUGAUUAUUGAAAUGAUUUCCUUAAGAGUGAUAGUCCUUCAGUUUUGGCUUUAUUUCUUAAGUAAUAUUUUGAACAUUUACUCCUUAGAAUUCUUUCUAAACUCCUUAAUCAUGAUGGAUGCAAAGUGAACGCUUCACUUAAUAAUUGUUACGUCAUUCAAUCCGAUAAUUAAGUCUCCCAAUGUUUAAACACUAUGAAUAAGUUGCUUGCUUACUGGGGCGUGCAUUAAGCUGACAACAAAAAACUGAAAUAAAUUACCUCUGCGUGUGAAAUUCAUAAAUUUAAUAAUGCCGAUAGGAGACUUCCCAACCUCGCGAGAAUUUUUCAUGGUUUUUUUUAUGAAACGAACGUACGGCUAACAUUAAUUUUACCAACAUUUAAAGAGGGAUUUGUUUCGAAUAACUUUGUGGUGAAUGAUCUGAUGAUUAUUCUUCCGAAAUUUUCGGUGAAAAUGUAUCACAUUAUCAGUGAUAAAAUUGAACGUAAUCUAUAACAAGAACUACUGCUAGCUGGAACAAUUACUGAAGUUUCAUUGGGUUGCUUCAUGUUGAGGUUUAAUUUUGGACGGAUUUAUUAACAACAAAAAAGGGAAUAAUAUGACCGAUUUUCAAUCUCAGUUCCUGUUUGGUCGCCUUAGGCUUUUCAUGGUGGACGGCUCCAACCCAAUCUCUCUCUAUUUUGUGAAAUUAAUCUUGUGUCAUGAUUGUGUUGGCGAAUGUUGACGAAGAGAUAUCAAGCCGAAGUAAAUUAUAUUCUUGGUUUAUUUUCACUGCCUCUUCCUAUCCAAAUAUGUAAGACUAAAAAAGCAAACCGCUUUUUUCUCUUCAGUUUUUGAAAUCGAAGACGAGACAUCGCCCGCAGCGCGGGAAUGUGUGCGGUAUGCUGAAAAUAAAAAAGAAA
Messenger RNA from Patiria miniata (bat star), 7221 nucleotides. RefSeq names its product muscarinic acetylcholine receptor M3-like. Gene Ontology annotation, cellular component: membrane; dendrite. The record is from RefSeq and is a predicted model, not a curated record. The transcript has a single exon. NCBI's taxonomy places the organism in Eukaryota, Metazoa, Echinodermata, Asteroidea, Valvatida, Asterinidae. Gene Ontology annotation, biological process: G protein-coupled receptor signaling pathway, coupled to cyclic nucleotide second messenger; chemical synaptic transmission. The coding region runs from base 424 to 2925 and encodes 833 amino acids. Gene Ontology annotation, molecular function: neurotransmitter receptor activity; G protein-coupled serotonin receptor activity.